Messenger RNA from Cydia pomonella (codling moth), 723 nucleotides. Its product is annotated as spidroin-2-like. Bases 108 to 443 code for a protein of 111 amino acids. NCBI's taxonomy places the organism in Eukaryota, Metazoa, Arthropoda, Insecta, Lepidoptera, Tortricidae. The record is from RefSeq and is a predicted model, not a curated record. The transcript has 2 exons.
UAUUCACGGAAUUGAUACUAAAAUUCGUAAUUAUCGUCUCAGUGGGAAUCAGUUGGUAUAUAUGGCAUUAUGUUUAGGAAUUAUACCAGUGAUUGAACACCUUUACAAUGGCUCGAUUGGCAGUGAUUUGUGUGGCUUUACUGGUCUGUUUAGCUGGAGUAUACUCAGCUCCCCAAUUCGGCGGAUCAUUCAGCCAAGCGAACGCGCAGGCCGGUUCAUUCGGCGGCGGGUCCUACGGCCCCGGGUUCCAACAGCCGUUCGGACCCCCCGGACCCCCCGGACCACCCGGGUACGGACCCGGCUUCGGUGGCCCAGGCUUCGGACGAAGAUUCGGCAACAGAGGAAACACUAAUAUCAGCAUAUCGAAGAGUAUCAGUAUCAGCAGAGGAGGAGGCGGCGGUGGAGCACAGUCUAGUGCGGGAUCGGGUGGGUUUGGGAAGUAAUUAUUGAUAGAAAUUUUGUCACUUGAGAUAAAAUUUAUAAUAAAGAGUUAAAGUUCAAUGAUGUAUUUUUUACCUCUAAUGUGUUUUCGCUGUUAAGGUGAAAAGUAGUAAGAGACCAAAGUGAUAACUACCUUGUGUCUUCUGAGUCUCUCGCUAUUGGAGCUUGCCGAAAUAACUUUUCUUUCUUGUUGCUCAAGUAACUCUAUGUCUUGUUUAUUAUAUCAUUAAUGUAGGUAUACGUAAGCAUUUGUAUUUUUGCAAUAAAUAAUUUUUGUAAAAA